Molecule: messenger RNA, 1436 nt
Organism: Ipomoea nil (Japanese morning glory)
Lineage: Eukaryota; Viridiplantae; Streptophyta; Magnoliopsida; Solanales; Convolvulaceae
Exons: 6
Coding region: 353-1069 (238 amino acids)
Biological process (GO): regulation of DNA-templated transcription
Cellular component (GO): histone deacetylase complex
Molecular function (GO): transcription coregulator activity; protein binding
Source: RefSeq, a predicted model, not a curated record
UCUUUGUAAUGCAUGAUUGACGUGUUCUCUCUCCUACGUGGCGUUCCGCGAUUGGUCCACUUCAUUUCCUCGGGAUCAGUAGCCGGCUGCAGUGAAAGCACCAUCCCUCAUCAAUUGAGAAAGAAGAAAGAGAAAGAAGAAAACAAACACACACACACACACACUCUUUUUCUCUCUCUCUAGUCUCUACUUGAAUUUGUGUUUUCUCGCUCUAGAAAUUCUCAAUUCAGCGAUUCACCCAUCUAAUCCGCCUCUACAAUGCGUGAUCUUUCUGCCCACUCCGUUUUCUUGGGCUGAAUUCUUGAAAUUCCGGCGAGUUUUCCGAGCCGAGUUGGGCGGGGAAAGAAAAUCAAUGAUGCAUGCAACGGCGGUGGAGGCUAGCUCGGUGCAUGGGGUUGGUGGGUUCGCGCAGUUGCAGAGCUGUGGGGAGAGCAGCGAGGAGGAGCUCUCGGUGUUGCCACGUCACACCAAGGUGGUUGUCACGGGAAACAACCGUACGAAGUCGGUGCUUGUCGGGCUUCAGGGUGUGGUCAAGAAGGCUGUCGGGCUUGGAGGAUGGCAUUGGCUGGUAAUUUUGCUUCCAAAGUUUGAUUCUUUAGUACUUACAAAUGGCAUAGAGGUAAAGCUGCAAAGAAAUGCAUUGAGUGUGAUCGAAGCUCCUACUGGAAACGAGGAUGAUGAUGACCUUGAAUUUGAAAAUUUCCAGUGGAAUGGUUCAGAUAUGGCAUCCGAUGACACUCAAAAGUCCCAUAGAUCAAGGUAUCGCAUGCAUAAAUCAUCUGGGUCGUCUCACAAGACUCUGUGCCGCACUCUUUCAUGUGAUGAGCAGUCCAAAGGAUCUGUUUCGGCUCCUAGGAGAUCCACGAAAGUUGACCUGAGCAAACUCGAGAUGACUGCACUGUGGAGAUACUUGCAACACUUUAAUCUAGUGGAUGCCAUACCUAACCCUUCAAAAGAGCAACUAAUCGAUGUUGUCCAGAGGCAUUUUAUGUCACAGCAAUUGGACGAGCUGCAAGUGGUGGUGGGGUUUGUUCAGGCGGCGAAGAGGCUGAAGACGGUCUGCAAAUAAGUCGAGGAAGUUAUGAAUGGGCGAUCUUGUUCCUGACACUAACAGAAGUAUCUGCAGAAGUAUUAUAUAUAUAUUAUCCGUAUUAUAAUGUCAGUAUAUACUGAAUGCUGCUGUUUAUCCUUCCUGUUUUUGCUUUUCUAGGGUUUUGUAAGUUUAGGUUAUAGAGAGUUUCUCAGGUGUCUUGUAGGGGUAGAUAUAUUAUGUAGAUAACAUUUGACUGACUAGAAAUGUUGGAAGCCUUCUGGACUUAGCUUCCUAAGUUUGAUUGAACAUGUCACCCACCAGUUGGAUGUUGUGUGGGCUGUUCAAAUGUAUAUUCUGAUAUUCUGAUCAUCAUUCUAUCCUCCUUAAACUUUGCCUUCCUAAA